Messenger RNA from Glycine soja, 1364 nucleotides. RefSeq names its product probable WRKY transcription factor 17. Gene Ontology annotation, biological process: regulation of DNA-templated transcription. The transcript is spliced from 3 exons. Gene Ontology annotation, molecular function: sequence-specific DNA binding; DNA-binding transcription factor activity. The record is from RefSeq and is a predicted model, not a curated record. NCBI's taxonomy places the organism in Eukaryota, Viridiplantae, Streptophyta, Magnoliopsida, Fabales, Fabaceae. Bases 73 to 1053 code for a protein of 326 amino acids.
CCUCUUCUCCCAUCCAAACUCACAAAAAAACAAGACACCAAAGUUUCAGUUUCUCUCUAACGUUGUUGUUAAAUGACAGUAGAUCUGGUAGGUGCUGCCAAGAUGGGGAUGGAGGAGAAUAUAGCGAUACAAGAAGCAGCUUCCGCUGGGUUGAAGAGUAUGGAGCAUCUGAUUCGUGUGCUUUCUUCUCAAAUCCCUUCUUCUGCUUCGUCUUCUUCUAACGCACACCACCACCGUCUUAAUCUCAACCACCUUGACUGCACCGAAAUCACCGACUUCACUGUCUCCAAGUUCAAACAAGUCAUCAACUUGUUGAAUCGCACGGGACACGCUCGCUUUCGUCGCGCACCUUCUCAUCCUUCUCCUUCUACUUCUCUUCCUUCUCAACCUCAACCUCAACCACAACCACAACCAUAUGCACUGACUCUUGAUUUCGCAAAACCUGUUAUGCUAAAGUCAAAUCCCAACCCUAACCCUUCUUCUACCGAUUUGUCGGUUUCUCAAUAUUCUAAGACCAAGGACACCACCACCUUUAGUAUAUCUCCUCCCGUGUCCACCACCACCUCCUCAUUCAUGUCCUCCAUCACCGCCGACGGAAGUGUCUCCGACGGAAAGAUCGGCCCCGCCAUCAUCGCUGCCGGCAAGCCUCCUCUCUCCUCAUCCCACCGGAAAAGGUGUCACGACGCCACCCUCUCUGCCGGAAAAGCCUCUUCCUCCGCUCACUGCCAUUGCUCCAAGAGAAGAAAAUCUCGUGUGAAACGAAUGAUACGUGUGCCGGCGAUAAGUUCGAAGAUUGCCGAUAUCCCAGUGGACGAGUACUCAUGGCGAAAGUAUGGUCAAAAACCAAUCAAAGGUUCACCUUACCCGCGAGGGUAUUACAAGUGCAGUAGCGUGAGAGGGUGUCCGGCGAGGAAGCACGUUGAGCGAGCCCAGGAUGACCCCAACAUGCUCAUCGUUACCUACGAGGGAGAGCACCGUCAUCCGCAACCGCGUCUGCCGGAAACUGCUGCCGGUGCCGGCGCCGGCGGGACUUUUGCCGCUCAUCCUGUUUAAGCGACGGUGGAGAUCGGGAAAGUAUGGCACCGACAGAGAUGAGUGAUAACCGCCGUUUGCAAUUAACGGGGGGAAGUUGUAACCGUAUAUUGUAACAGUGGGAGGAAAAGAAAAAAAAAAAAAAAAAAAAGGGAACUUAUUGCAAGCGAGGGAAAGAAAAGAAAAAGAAGCAAAGUCAACUUUUGCUAUGUUUGGUUUGGUUGGGACCUUUGUGGACCAAAAGAAUCGUCUACUAGAUGGAUAGGGACCUUUUCUGUAAAUUUGACAAAAAAAAACUAUGAAAUAGUAGUAAUAUACUUACUUUUUUUUUA